This is a messenger RNA of Brassica oleracea var. oleracea, 763 nucleotides long. RefSeq lists its product as uncharacterized. The transcript is spliced from 2 exons. The coding region runs from base 95 to 691 and encodes 198 amino acids. The record is from RefSeq and is a predicted model, not a curated record. Gene Ontology annotation, biological process: defense response. Lineage: Eukaryota; Viridiplantae; Streptophyta; Magnoliopsida; Brassicales; Brassicaceae.
UUACAACAAGUAUGGAACCACAUCAAUUUGCAAAAAAGAAGGGGUGGAAUUGUCCAUACAUUUUCUUAACUAGGUAUUAGUUCGCGUGGCAGCCAUGAAAGGUCCCACCUUAGAGCUUAAUAUCAACUCAGCAAGUGACCUUGAGAAUGUCAACUACAUCACUAAGAUGAACGUUUACGCCGUCAUAACCCUUUUGGGCGACAAAAAGAUUCAGAAAGCGAAAACCGGUGUAGAUCACUACGGUGGAUCUAGCCCUAACUGGAAUCACGCCGUCAAAUUUUCCGUCAAUGAGAGAUUAGCCCGAGAAGGUCGUCUAACACUCGUCGUGGGAUUGUUCUCCAGUCGACUCCUAGGCAAUAAAGAUAUUGGUGAGGUCGAGGUCCCAUUAAGAUACCUCUUACCGUCAACUAAUGGUAACGGUAAUGGCCAUGAAAUGAAGUUUGUGACGUAUCAGGUGAGAACUCCGUCUGAGAAAAUGAAAGGUUCUUUGACUUUCUCGUACCGGUUCAGUGACACACCAGUCAUUUCCGGUCCGGCUUACCAACAGGUACCAGCUUCGUGGGCUUCGCCGAGUCAGCAUGGUUAUGGACCGCAUUGUUACAUGCCGCAGCCGCCACAGCCGCAGAAUGAAGAAAUAAGGUUGCAGAAAGCUGGUCUUGUUGUUUCAGCACUGUCAUUAUUUCGUGAGUGAUAACAAACUAAUGUUAGUCACCAAAAAAUAGUUAGUUCCCAAUUUAUAUUUGUCUGUUGAAUGAUCAAACGA